Molecule: messenger RNA, 1029 nt
Organism: Phytophthora sojae
Lineage: Eukaryota; Oomycota; Peronosporomycetes; Peronosporales; Peronosporaceae
Exons: 4
Coding region: 1-1029 (342 amino acids)
Cellular component (GO): membrane; intracellular membrane-bounded organelle; cytosol
Molecular function (GO): sterol binding
Source: RefSeq, a predicted model, not a curated record
AUGGAGCACUUCAAGCACAACAAGCGCGGCGGGCUGCUCUUCCAGGACCGAGAGACGCUCAAGAAGCAGCAGGGCGUGUUCAAAGAGGUCAUGAUGCAGGUCGGCUCGCAACUUCUGUCGGGCAAACUGGCCGUGCGGAUCUCGCUGCCGAUUCGCAUCUUUGAGCCCCGGUCGCUGCUCGAGCGCGUGGCGAACGGGUGGAACUACGCCCCCACCGUGCUCAAGAAGGCGGCGCUUAGUGGCGCAGACCCGAUUGAACGCAUGAAGUUCGUCAUGGCGUUUGUCGCGGGCGGUCUGCACUUUUGCGUCGGGCAGCUGAAGCCGUUCAACCCCAUUCUAGGCGAGACCUACGAGGCAACGUACGCCGACGGCACGCAGGUGUUCCUGGAGCACGUGAGCCACCACCCCGUCAAGUCCGCCUUCACCGUCGUGGGGCCCAAGGGGCUCUACCGAAUGUCGGGCGUGUACGAGUUCGAGUCCGUCUCGACUCGCAACUCCCUGGCCAACUACCAGAACGGAACUGUGACCAUCUCGUUCCACGACGGCGCAGUUAUCACGUACACGAUGCCCCAGAUCAAGAUGAGCGGCAUCCUGUUCGGCGACCGAGUGGUGGAGAUCGUCGGCUCUUCGCGGUUCGAGGACGUCAACAAUCCGCUCGUGGGCGAGCUCCACUUUGACGCGAACAACAGCUUCUUGAAGAAGUCGCAGAGCGAUGACAUCAAGGGCUGCAUUUACCCAGCAAAGGUAAGAAAAUCCGCCAAGCAUGCAGUAGCGACGGUGAACGGCUCCUGGCUGUCACACCUUCAGUUCGACGGCAAAACCUACUGGCAUGUGGAGUCUGAACCAGCGUUCGAGCACACUCCUGUGGACAACCCACUCCCAUCGGACGUACGAUACCGCGAGGAUAUUGUCGCCUUGAAGAACGGUGACGAAGCGUUAGCGCAGUCUGAGAAGCUGCGACUUGAAGCAGUGCAGCGAGCAGACCUCAAGCUUCGCGAAGAGAAGCAAGCAACACGCGCCAAGGCGUAA